CACAAUGUGGAAGGCUGUGCGUUGACCUCCCACCGGAUUCACCUCUAAUGAGAAGCCAUGUUUCGCUCUCUGAGAAGCGUCCAGCGGUUUAACUGCAAACUCCUGACUUUGCAAAGUCUCAGCGUCAACUCCAAACUCCUCAUCUGCACGUCCAGGAUGGCCAGCUCAGAGUACAGGCUCGAGCGGGACACGUUUGGUGAGCUCAAGGUCCCAGCUGACAAGUACUACGGUGCCCAGACUGUCAGAUCCACUAUGAACUUCAAGAUAGGGGGACCAAGUGAGAGAAUGCCAAUCCAAGUGAUCAAGGCCUUUGGUAUCCUGAAGAGAGCGGCCGCUGAGGUCAACAAGGACUACGGCCUCAACCCGAAGAUAGCAGAUGCAAUCAUCCAGGCUGCAGACGAGGUCUCAGCAGGUAAACUGGAUGAUCAUUUCCCUCUGGUGGUGUGGCAGACUGGAUCUGGGACUCAGAGCAACAUGAACGUCAAUGAGGUGAUCAGCAACAGAGCUAUUGAGAUCCUAGGAGGAAAACUAGGCUCCAAGGACCCUGUCCACCCUAAUGAUCACGUCAACAAGAGUCAGAGCUCCAAUGACACAUUUCCCACCGCUAUGCACAUCGCCGUAGCCACAGAGGUCCACCACGUCCUGCUGCCCGGCCUGCAGACGCUGCACGACGCCCUGGCUGCGAAGUCUGAGGAGUUCAAAGACAUCAUAAAGAUCGGACGCACGCACACUCAGGAUGCUGUGCCGCUCUCGCUUGGGCAGGAGUUCAGCGCCUAUGUCCAGCAGGUGAAGUACAGCAUUGAGAGAGUAAAGGCCGCCAUGCCCAGGGUGUACGAGCUGGCAGCGGGAGGCACCGCAGUAGGUACGGGACUCAACACCCGCAUUGGCUUUGCUGAGAAAGUAGCCGCCACUGUUGCGUCUCUCACAGGCCUGCCGUUUGUGACCGCCCCCAAUAAGUUUGAAGCCCUGGCAGCCCACGACGCCCUGGUGGAGCUGAGCGGAGCGCUGAACACUGUGGCUGUCAGUAUGAUGAAGAUUGCCAACGACAUACGCUUCCUGGGGUCGGGACCCCGAUCCGGCCUCGGAGAGCUCAUCUUACCAGAGAAUGAGCCAGGAAGCAGCAUCAUGCCAGGCAAGGUGAACCCUACCCAGUGCGAGGCCAUGACCAUGGUGGCAGCCCAGGUGAUGGGAAACCACGUCGCGGUCACCAUCGGAGGCAGCAACGGACACUUCGAGCUCAACGUCUUCAAACCCAUGAUGGUCAAGAACGUGCUGAACUCGGCCCGGCUGCUCGGCGACGCGUCCGUCUCCUUCACCGACAACUGCGUGGUGGGCAUCCAGGCCAACACGGAGAGGAUCAACAAGCUCAUGAACGAGUCCCUCAUGCUGGUCACCGCGCUCAACGAGCACAUCGGCUACGACAAAGCGGCCACCAUCGCCAAGACGGCUCACAAGAAAGGCUCCACGCUGAAGGCCGUGGCCGUGGAGCUGGGCUACCUGACCGAGGAGCAGUUUGACCAGUGGGUGAAGCCGAGUGAGAUGCUGGGGCCAAAGUGAACUCUGACAACACGAGGGACACUUCAAAACAAAAUAACUACAUUUUCUUUGGGAGGAAAGAGCAUGUCCAAUUAAAUCAGAGCAGUGGAACUUUAUGAACAAUCUGAAUCCUGAACAUCUCUUAAUAAAAAGGAUCAUUUGCUGUUGUUUGGUCCAGCUUCUUACUCCACAUAUACACCUCCAGGAUGUCUUAUUUAAAAGUAGUUUCAACUGCUGCCCAACAUCACAAGUAUCAACACAACUUUUCUCUGUAAGAGUAAAAUGCAUGUAUUUGUACUCCAACUUGUUGAUUUUGACAUUUAAAGCUGGGGCAGGCAGUUUAUUUCAGAAGCAGUAUUUGUUAUAUUUGCUGAAAUUCUCUUUACAUCCAGACAGCGAACUCUAACGGCCUGUCCACUCAUCGCUGCAUGAAAACAUGUUAUGAAGGAAUGGCUUUGGAGGGAGGCCUGAAAGGAGGGAGUGGGAUGUUUUUCUGUUGGUUACUUUUAAAAUCCAGCUGUCUCUAUAUAGUUCUCCAAUGUUGCCUACCCCAUGUUUUCCACUAUUAAUUGGUACCUUCAGGGCAGUUCACAUGUUCACACUGUGCCAUCCCAAAAGAUUCAACAUGGACGUUCUGGUUUACAUUAUGUGCCAUGAGUUCAGUUAACUUUGCAUUAAUUAAAAAGCAAGUAUAUUCCG
Messenger RNA from Micropterus dolomieu (smallmouth bass), 2235 nucleotides. It is a transcript of the gene fh, whose product is annotated as fumarate hydratase. NCBI's taxonomy places the organism in Eukaryota, Metazoa, Chordata, Actinopteri, Centrarchiformes, Centrarchidae. Bases 58 to 1557 code for a protein of 499 amino acids. The record is from RefSeq and is a predicted model, not a curated record. Gene Ontology annotation, biological process: tricarboxylic acid cycle; malate metabolic process; fumarate metabolic process. Gene Ontology annotation, cellular component: mitochondrion; tricarboxylic acid cycle heteromeric enzyme complex. Gene Ontology annotation, molecular function: fumarate hydratase activity. The transcript has a single exon.